Messenger RNA from Penicillium canariense, 1125 nucleotides. RefSeq lists its product as uncharacterized. Gene Ontology annotation, biological process: butanediol biosynthetic process. Gene Ontology annotation, cellular component: cytoplasm. The coding region runs from base 1 to 1125 and encodes 374 amino acids. NCBI's taxonomy places the organism in Eukaryota, Fungi, Ascomycota, Eurotiomycetes, Eurotiales, Aspergillaceae. The transcript has 5 exons. The record is from RefSeq and is a predicted model, not a curated record. Gene Ontology annotation, molecular function: zinc ion binding; (R,R)-butanediol dehydrogenase activity.
AUGCUGAAUACUUCGACCCAAGCGGCAGAUACGCUGCAUACGACACUCAAGAGCGCCCGAGUGAUGCAAUCAGUGCGCUUUCAUGGACCAGGCGAUAUCCGCGUUGACGAAGUAGAAGAACCCGUUUGCGGAAAGGGCCAAGUGAAGAUGAGACCGGCAUAUGUCGGAAUUUGUGGCAGUGACCUACACGAGUACACAGCUGGUCCGGUACUCAUCCCCGAACAUCCCCAUCCUAUCACGGGCUCGACAUAUCCCGCUUCAAUGGGCCAUGAAUUCGGCGGCAUCAUUGAAGAAGUGGGCAGCGAUGUCACCCAUGUUUCCCCCGGCCAGCGCGCCGUCGUCCGUCCGACCAUCUACGAUGGUACAUGUUGCGCCUGCAAGCAGGGCAAGUACCACUGUUGCGAGAACAUCGGCUUCAUUGGACUGAGUGGUUUUGGUGGGGGCAUGUCUCAAAAGAUCGUCGCUCCAGCCGGACACUUCUAUGCCCUCCCCGAUAACGUUACCCUCGAAGCAGCCGCGCUCAUCGAGCCACUGGCCGUCGCCUGGCAUGCCGUAGCCGUAUCUCCCUUCCAACCAGGCGACUCAGUGCUGGUCGUCGGUGGGGGACCUAUCGGCAUUGGCGUGGUGCAGGUACUAGCCCUGCAAGGCGCAAAGAAGAUCAUGGUCGCUGAGCUCAUGGAUAACCGCAAGAAACUCUGCACAAAGUACGGGGCUACGGACAUCCUGGACCCGCGCGAAGUGGAUGUUGCUCAGCGGGUGCACACGCUGACGGACGGGGUUGGGGCCGAUAUUAUCUUCGACACGGCGGGGGUGGAGGGCGCGCUUGCAGGCGCCAUCCCGGCGUGUCGGGCGCAGGGCGCCAUUGUGAAUAUCGCCGUUUGGGAAAAAGCGCCGGUCAUCCCAGUGAACAAGUUGACGUACAAUGAGGUGCGGUAUAUCGGAUCGGCACUCUAUGAUGAGGGCUCCUUUUUGGAUACAAUUCGGGCCAUCAGCACUGACCAACUCAAGCCCGCCGAUAUGAUUACCGCACGGAUUGCACUGAGUGAGGUAGUGGACAAGGGCUUCCAGGCACUAUUGGAUCAUCGCGAUCAACACUGCAAGAUACUAGUGGAUGUGCAAUCGUAA